AUGUGUCUGCAGCUGGAUGAUGAUGUGUGUCUGUGUCCAGGUGAGUUCUCAGGUGAGGAGCUGCUCAAACUGUGGAAGGGUCUCUUCUACUGUCUGUGGAUGCAGGACAAGCCUCUGCUGCAGGAGGAACUCUCCAGGAAGAUCUCCACCCUGAUCCACAGCUUCACCUCCACCCAGCAGCAGCUGUCGUACCUGCGGAGCUUCCUGCAGACGAUGAAGCGGGAGUGGACCGGCAUCGACCGGCUGAGGAUGGACAAGUUCUUCCAGCUGGUGCGCUUCGUGUUCAGGCAGACCUUCGAGAUGCUGAGGAGGCGGAGCUGGGACAGCAGCGCCGUGUCUCAGUUCCUGGAGCUGCUGACGGCUCAGCUGCUGCAGAGCGACGCCGCGGCGCCGAGCGGCCUGCAGCUCCACGUCCUCGACCUUUACCUGACUGAGCUGGCGGUCAUGGGAGCGGCAGAGCUCACCGCCGAUCAGAACCUGACCUUCAUUGAGCCGUUCUGCAGAACCGCGGCGAGAACCAAAGAUCGGACUCUGCUCAGCGGGAUCUGCAGCAGCGUCUUCAGCACCAUCAUCAAUCAGGCUCCCUUCGCCAUCGAUGACCUGAUGAAGGAGGUGAGAGCGUCUGAGGACUCGGACUCGGGACAGGCGUCUGAAGGGGACGAGGAGGAGGAAGGAGAUGAAAAGACGAUGAAGAUGGAAGCAGGGAGGAAGCAGCUUAGUGGUGGUCAGCUGACCUCGGCCUUGCAGGUGCACAUGUUUCCUGCCGCUGCUUCAGCUGAGCAGGCAGGUUUCAGUCGCUUCACUUCAGGCUUCACACAAACGUCCACCGGGCUGGCUCUGGUCCCCGGACCACAUGUUGGACACCUGUGUAUGACAGGGGAGGAAGAGGCAGAGGAGGUCACUGACACCGCAGACAAAAAGAAGAAGAAGGGCGUGAAGGCCGGCACAGGAAGCUGUGAAGCAUCCAGAGAAGAACUGGCAGCGCCUCAGAGCGACACGGCAACACCUGGCAAGAAAAAGAAGAAGAAGAAGAAGAGGAAAGCUGAGGGAACCACAGAGCAGCCAGAACAGAAGCAAACGGCUCAAGAAGCGUGGACGCUGUCAGGAACCCUCCACUCUGAGGCAGCGCCGCCACCUGACCACCAGGACCAACCACAGAAGAAGAAACAGAAAAGCACAGAGACUCCUCUCACAACAGAGCCGCAGGUUUCGUCUGCAUGCGCUCCCAUAUCAGAGAAGAAGAACGGCGUAACGGCAGAUACGGGAAGCUGUGAGGCAUCAAGAGAAAACGUGAGCGCGCCGCCGCCUCAGAGCGACUUUACGACUCCUGCUAAGAAGAAGAAGAAGAAGAAGAAGAAGAUGGCUGCUGAAGCAGCGCUGCCUGUUAGUGUGAGGAGCUCAGAGUCGGAUGAGACACCUGCAGCAGGAAGUGACGCUGUAACACCAGCAAAGAAGAGCGUCCCAGCUGAUGAAGAGCAGGCAGCUGAGGCGCCACAGCUCACCAAGAAGAAGACAAAGAAAAAAGGAAAAGAGGAAAUGACCGCAGGCGUGACCGCUGCUGAAACACCACAGAAGAAGGAUCAGCAAGAAGCUCCAGAAGAGGAGGAGGUCCAAAAGGAGGCUAGGAAGACACCAGGGAAGAAGAAGAAGAAGAAGAAGAGUGUGACACAGGAGGCCGCUGAGGCGCAGGUUGGGGGUAAGGCAGGUGACACGGUGGCGUCCUUGGACAGAGAAACUCCCACAAGGAAGAAGAAGAGGAAGAUCCCCGUGGUGUUCGAGUUCGAGGCCGACGAGCUACAGACCCUGAACGGCAUCGCAGCAGAAGAAGAAGAGACCGCCACCAAGAAACCUCGACGCACCAGCGAUGACGUGGCCACGCCCCCGAGCAACAAAACACCACAGAAGAAGAAGAGGAAGAGCGCCGGAGGGUCACAGUCGGACUUCAUCACGUUUCAGAGCAACGCCAAAGCACCAACGCCGCUCUUCUGUAAGACUAAGGCAAGCCCGGGCACGCCGGCGUCCAGCAGGAAGAAGCUUCAGACGCCAAAGUCGGACUCCAAGAAGGUGACCUUUGGCCUCAAGAACAACAAAACAGCCGGCGCAUUUCGGAGCUUGUUGUCUGGUUGUUACCGGAUCGACGGGACGACGUCCUACUGA
Messenger RNA from Neolamprologus brichardi, 2157 nucleotides. The record is from RefSeq and is a predicted model, not a curated record. Lineage: Eukaryota; Metazoa; Chordata; Actinopteri; Cichliformes; Cichlidae.